AUGCAUCUCCCACCUUAUUCACUCCAGGACUUUGGGCAAACUCUUCCCCUCUGCAAUCUUCAGUUUCCCCAUCCGGAAAAUGACGGAUUGUACCAGGUUCCUGGGUUGAGCUCCUCUGAGGAUGAGAGCCUUUCUCCCGUGACCAGACGGACGUCCCUGACAAGGCUCCUAAAGCACAGCACCCCAGAGGGAGCUGCCCCCAGCUGGCACUCAGAGCUACUGGGCGAUGUCUCCUCACGCCAGGAAGGGGGCUCUGCAGACGGGUCCCCACUGCCUGUGCGCGCCCCCUGGGACCUCCCUUCGUCCCCGGGAGGGCUCAGCCCCAAGGUCCCCCUCAGAAAGAGGCGGCUUUCCACCAUCCGGGCCUCUGAGGUGCCCAGUGGGCAGCUAGGAUCCAACUCGGACCCCUUUGCUUUUGAGGAAGAUCCGCCCGUGCCAGCCUCGGUCACCCGGCGGCGACAGCAGCAGCAGCAGGGCAGGUCCCCCCGAGCAAGGAGAUCGCCACCAAACUUGGGAUUGCCCGGGAUCCCGAACGCAGCCAAGAGGAGGCCACGGGACCUGAAGAGGCUGGCUGCUGCGACAGAGCGACUGAGGCAGUGGGAGAUCCACCUGCUUCAGAACAUCGAGGAGGCCACCCAGCACGAACUCACCAUCGAAGACGACUGAGCGCUCAGCCCCGGGACCAGGACGCAGCUGUGCUCAGGAGCUCCUGCUGCGGCCUGACUUACUCAUCUGUCCAUCCGACCGUCUGUCUGUCUGUCUGUCUGUCUGUCUGUCUGUCUGUCUGUAAACCCCACACCUUCCUCAGGACUUGCUCUGGGUCCAACCUUGACCUCCAUUGUACCUCUGGGUGGGUUGGGAGGAACUGGCUGAUGAUCUUGUUACUCAGAUUCCAAACGUGGCUUUCAGAGGCGCCAACUGAGACGAGGGGAUGGAGGAAGCAGGUACAGACAGGUGAGGUGGAUGCCCGAGGGCCACCCUGGAGGUACCCGGAGAUGAGAUGUAACCCACCUACCCUGCCUUCUUCCCCAACACGGCCAGGUGAGCCUGAGAUGCUGGGAUGACACAAUGUAGGGAAUAGGACCAAGUUGCACAGGUAAAUACCAAGGAGCUAGGCAGCCCACCCAGCUGGAGAGGACGGGGUCCUAGGCUGCCACUCCAGGAAAGGCCAAAGCAGUGGCCCUCAACUGGAGGGCAUUCUGAGAAUUUGUGGGUGCUGGUUUGUUUAGGGUUUUGGGGGACGGGGUGAGGAAUUUAACCCCCUGCAGUAGGGCGGGGCUGUCUCCUGUCCCGUCCUUCUCCAGAACUGAGCUCUCCACCUCACUGCUUAGGAUAAGGGUCCCACCAAAGGGCCGGAGGGUAUCUGUGACCCUCAUACUGUAAGGAAAAAGAAACGGGUGCCCAGGGCACUUCAGUCAGCAUAGACCAGCGUCAACCUCCCAGGUCCAGGCAUCUCUGAGACACGUCUGUUAGUGGACCCGUUGUGGUUAUGAAUACAGAGCUAGAUUUUAUCCUUGUAAAUGCUUUCACACCACCCCUCCACUUUGAAAGUGGUGGUUUUUUUCCUUCUAAAAACCAAAAAUGCUUACGUUUCCAGUGCCAUCGUGUGCCGCCUCCGCAGCCCAUCCUCCAGGCCAGCCAUCCGUGACGUGGGUCUUCUCAGGGACGCAGAUAAAGCCUAUUGCUAGAGCAGAGUCCAACUGGGCGCCCUAAACAGAGCCUCAGGCUGGCCUGAAACGACAGGAGGUGGCAGAUUCCAAGGGCAGGCAAGGUUGAGGAUGGUCCAAGAGAGAGGGAAGGGUCUUACUCUGGAGCUGCUGGGUGGGUGGAGGGCAUUCCAGAUCAGAAAGGUGCUCCCUGGUAGAGCCUGCAUUUGUGUGGAGGUUUUCAAUAAGGAAGGAAUGAUUGGGAUUCCUCACGGGGGAUUAGAUGCAGGCUGGGGGCUGCAAUUAUUGGGAUAGUUGCUUCAAAUUUCCUCUGUUGAUGUUCUUAUAUAUGUUGGUAAGAACUUAUUUACUGUGUAGUGUGUUUAAACAUUUAAGUUUUAUGAGAUGCUCUCUCCUUUACAAGCUGACUAUUCAACUUGUUCACUUUUUCCUUUUUUAUAACAAUUACCAGAUCAUAAAAAAGUUCAUACUUCUGUUUUAUAUUUGAAAAAUUAAGAAGCAGAAAAACUACCUAUAAUUGCAUUAAAUGGAGAUUAAAUACUUCAGUGUAAUUCCUUCCCGUCUUUGUUAUUAAAAAUAAACAAUU
Molecule: messenger RNA, 2253 nt
Organism: Balaenoptera acutorostrata (minke whale)
Lineage: Eukaryota; Metazoa; Chordata; Mammalia; Artiodactyla; Balaenopteridae
Gene: SYSRN
Product: coiled-coil domain containing 201
Exons: 4
Coding region: 1-666 (221 amino acids)
Source: RefSeq, a predicted model, not a curated record